AUGUCGACCUUUAUGAAUUAUCCAAUGGCCCAGAGCCACUGGAUGGAUAAUGGGUCGGAUACCCCCUCCACCCGGUCCUCGAACGAAGGCCCCGAGCAUGUUCAUAGUCGUUCGAGGUCAACAGCCCACACCCAUAGCCCUAAGCGUUUAUCUGUCUUCGGUGGCCGGUCCCGAAGCAACACCACGACGUCCACUACAUCGCGUCGCUCACCGAGUUCGUCCAUGACGUCGACCGAUGGCUCGUCUCAGGAUGAACGCACUUCCUCAGCAUUGGGGUUCCGGGCUGAGCGGCCCGAGAAGCCUCGGUCGUUCCUUGCGCGUGGCAGCCGGAUUCUGCGCCGCCAGGGUAGUAAGAUUAACAUCGUCGCCACGUUGGACGAGGCAGAUGAGCUGGAUCGCGAGCAGCCGCGAUCUGAAAAAUCCCAUUUCUUCAGUCGUCACCACACCCGCCAAAUCAAUCACCACGAACAUCUCAAAAGUCUGAUCUCGGACCCGUUCGAUUUCCACCACUUGACCCAUACGAACCCCUCGCAGUUCCAAUCUCUGGACCAGACGCGCGAGAAUGAUCUGGUUACCGAGUUCUCCGCCAUCCGGGCCUCGCAGCGACCCCAAACGGGACUCAAGGGCAUUCGCGCCGAUGACAUCCACUUCCGCAACUUUUCUACCGACAACUUGGACACGUUUGGAACGGCAACAACUGUCGACGAGCCCACCCCCAGCAAAAGCCCGCCGGCGUCCCCCCAGCUGGUGCGACGCCAUGCUCGACGGGAAUCCCGCAUCAAUGAGAACUUCUCGCGGCCUGUCUCAAGAUACCCUCGCUCCUGCCCGACUACCCCGCCGCCUCCCGUCGUGCCCGAAACCCCUCCUCCCGAUAUGGCAGAGCCCGCACCGCGCGCCAUUGACGAGAUUUUGGGCUUGGACUCGGCCAAGACUUAUCCCGAGCACAUCGACGCGGUGCCACCAACCCAUCUUCAUUUCAGCCCGGAACCCGCCGAUGACCCUACGGCUCGCUCCUCGUCCAUGAGCAGCCACUAUGACCUGGAAGAUGUUCCAGAGGAAGAAGAAGCGACCCGGUACUGGGACAGCCCGGAGCCCAGCGAGGGCCCGCAUUCCCGCUCGAUCUCCCAAGUGAGCCAGCCUCCAGUGGACAUUCAGCUGCCCAGCGUCGCGGAGCCUCCAGCUCCCUUGUCAAUCUAUGUCGCCGAUGAGCUCUCACAAAAGUUCUCGGAGGCACUGGGCUCGCCAACCUUGCCUCAGAAUCUCCCUAACGCGAUGCCCCAUGCGGCUCCCAAGGCCCACGUGGAGGUGACGCCACCGGUGCCGGCACCCCAGCUGCAUCAAUUCUCGUACGACGAUGAAGUAUACGACUCGUGGGACGCGGACAUUGACUACUGCUACGAACAUGCCGCUGAGUCCACUUCCAACUUUGACUGGUCGCGCACGUCUUUGGAUGAGACGCGCCCGCAGGUCGGGGUCGCUUGCAGCGAUGAGCCCUGGAUGGCCGCACCCAAGACCCGGCACAUGCAGCCUAGUCCGCUGAGCACUUCUGUGCUGGCGACUCCAGAUCUGGACCCGAGUUCGGCGCGAUCUGUGCCAUCGCAAUCGGCCGCUACCCCGUCGACGGCUGACUAUGAGCGGGACUUCAUGGCACGAGGCACGGGCGACUACUUCCAACCUGUCAGUUCCUCGAUCCUGCCAUCGACGUUGGGGAAACAGCUCCCCCAGGACACUCUUUACGAGGAAUAUCUGGCCACUGAUGCGGAAUCAGAUCGGCACUUUCCCUUCGUUGCCCAAGGAAUGAUCGCUCCCACCGAGAACCCAAUUAGCCCCCGCAGCAGCUUCUCCCCUAUUAGCAAGUGCAACUCGCAGGAGAGCUUGAUGCUCUCGCGCGCGGCCUCGAUUGUCCGCAAGCACCGCUCGUCAGUGUCGACGACGAGCGUCCCCGAGCUGGUCCACAGUCUCGCCAACAGCCGCGAGCUGAUGCCGACCGACCGCCAGACCGCUGGCGAGACGCUGGCGGCCGGUCCCACCGGCCCGGUCUUGCCAUUGCACCGGCAGACCAAGAGUCUGGCCGAAGCCCAUUUUCUUCUCCAAACAGACAGUACCACCAGCCUCGAGACUGCUGACCCGGUGCUCACGACUCUGACCCACGACCGGGCCAAGUCCACCUCUGAAGUGGACUCUCGCCCCGUCCAGUUCAGCGUUCCUCCAUUGCCUCCGGUUCCUCCGCGCAACCCCAACCGCAAGAAGGGCCGGACUACUUCUUAUUCUCUGUUCCCAACGGCCGCUCACUGA
Messenger RNA from Penicillium alfredii, 2295 nucleotides. RefSeq lists its product as uncharacterized. The record is from RefSeq and is a predicted model, not a curated record. NCBI's taxonomy places the organism in Eukaryota, Fungi, Ascomycota, Eurotiomycetes, Eurotiales, Aspergillaceae. Bases 1 to 2295 code for a protein of 764 amino acids. The transcript has 2 exons.